Hevea brasiliensis (rubber tree) is the source of this 1469-nucleotide messenger RNA. Its product is annotated as protein PHR1-LIKE 3. NCBI's taxonomy places the organism in Eukaryota, Viridiplantae, Streptophyta, Magnoliopsida, Malpighiales, Euphorbiaceae. The record is from RefSeq and is a predicted model, not a curated record. Bases 253 to 1269 code for a protein of 338 amino acids. Gene Ontology annotation, molecular function: DNA-binding transcription factor activity; DNA binding. The transcript has 6 exons.
UCAUAAAAUAAACAGGAAGGCUUCCCUUCCCAGAUGGAACUAGGUUUCGACCCAUUGGAAAAAGCGCAGUAAAAUUGGAGUGCACGGUUGAGACUUAGUGCUUUUCUUCAUCGCUGGGAAUUGGGAAAAAUUGGGGGAUUUUCUAUAAAAAAAAAAGCCCCCUCACUCCAAUUUUUGGCUGGCUGGUUGGGGGUGAUGGGGUGUGGGCUUUUUCUUCUAUCCAUUUCCCUUAAUUAAGGCAAAAAGUACUUCAUGUUCCAGAGGCCAAUUCGGCCCCACCCCGGCGGUGCUGGACCUGCUGGUGGGAAUGGGAUAGUGAGUCAUCAGGAAGAUAUGCAAGUCCAAAGGCAAAAUCAGAAUCACACUACUAAUACUCAAAAAAUUGGAGCAGCAGAGCCAUGCCUUGUCUUGACUUCCGAUCCCAAACCUCGCCUCCGUUGGACUUCCGAUCUGCACGAACGAUUCGUUGACGCCGUCACUCAGCUCGGUGGUGCCAAUAAAGCUACACCAAAGGCCAUCAUGCGGACAAUGAAUGUAAAGGGACUUACACUCUUCCAUUUAAAAAGUCACCUCCAGAAAUACAGACUGGGUAAGCAAUCAGGGAAGGAUAUUGGUGAAGCAUCCAAAGAUGUGACUUCUUCCCCAUUUCCUGAAGGGUUGUCUGGCUCGUGCCUUUUAGAAAUCACUGGAGGCAGUAAUUCUUCACCAACUGUUACUACUUCUGAUAUGAAUGAGGGUUAUGAAGUCAAGGAGGCAUUAAGAGUGCAAAUGGAAGUCCAAAGUAAAUUAUAUCUACAAGUUGAGGCACAGAAGCAUUUGCAAAUUCGCCAGGAUGCAGAACAAAGAUAUUUAGCCAUGCUUGAGAGGGCUUGUAAGAUGCUUGCUGAUCAAUUUAUUGGAGGUACAGUUAUUGACACCGAUGGGCAGAAGGGUUCAGGGAAUAAGACACCAAGAAAUGCCUCCCAUGAUCCGCUUGGCCUUUACUCCUUGCAAAGUGAAGCAGUGGCUGAAGUGCGUGCCCCAGAAGAAGCACCCUCUAGUCUGCUUCAGCAGGGGGCUGAUUGCUCCACUGAGAGCUGCCUCACUUCAAAUGAGAGUCAUGGAAGACUUACUUUGGAAGGAUCUCCAGCUGGAAGUAACAAACAGAUGCUGAGCCUGGAUUCCACGACAGCAUCUCUGAUUUGGAAUGAAGUGAAGGUAAGAACCUCGGGGGUUAACAUGAGCCCAGUUGAUCCCCAUGGGAUCAAUGGGUAUGGUGUAUGGAGCUGAAAACUCGUCCAUGGUCUUCAGCUCAUUCACUGAGUUACAAUUCCAAUUGUGAAAAAUGCUAAUGUGUUUUUGUCAACAGUAUUGACAGCAGUAGCGGCAAUCUCGAAAUUGUAGAUUUAAAUUUCUAGAUAUUGACAUGUUAGACACUGCUGAUGAUUAUUCUGCAUCGUUUAAUUGUUCUAUUUAGAGUUGUUUCAUUA